UCAAGUUAUGGGGACUAGAAAACGAGAAUAUCUGGUGAUUCUGUGGUUGUUGGUGCAUUCUGGGUCGGCCUAUAGUCCUAUACCGGAGAUUGUAGUAUCGGAACCGAAAGCCACAGAAAGUGCAGUUGUUCCUGUUAGUGAAAUUGAUGAGGCGUAUUUCUUACCAAGGAAUACUAUCCCAUAUCACUAUUUCAUCCAUAUACGGAGUCAAGUACAGGAAAAUGAAGCAACUUUUCAAGCGACAACUGAAGUGUACUUUGAAGUUAUCGAACCAAGCUAUACGGUGACAAUGCACGUCAAAGAAUUGGAUAUCAAAUCUGUUGAGUUGCAUAAAGUCGUGGAAAGUGGUAAUCCGGAACUGGUUGAAGUGCCUACGUUUAGUAUCGAUGAAAGGGUAGAACAUAUCACAUUUUUAUGUCGUAAUCAGCUAGUAGAGGGAAAGUAUUUCCUCAAAAUAGCCUAUGCAGGAUUGAUGAACCCUGAGCAAAUCGGUUAUUCAGUGGCUUCCUACCGAAACGAUGCCGAUGAGAUGCGGUACAUCGGAUCUACACAUUUUCAACCGAGUAUGGCACGCCAAGUCUUCCCAUGUUACGAUGAACCCGAUUUGAAGGCCACUAUAACGCUUUGGAUAACUCAUCAUCGCACAUACACCGCAACGUCCAACACCUUGGUGAGUUCGGGUGCUGUAGAUCCGGAUAAUAGAGAAUACAUCAUCAGCAAGUUCCAAACUACCCCGAAAAUGUCAACCUAUCUGUUGGCAUUUGCCGUAACGGAUUUCGCUACUAGAAGCAAAAAUCGAGUACAGGUAGUGGUCCGUAGAAAUGCUGUUGAGGAUGCUAGCUAUGCGCUCGAUGUUGCGGAUAAGAUAUUGACAGCUUUCGAUUCGUAUACCGGAAUUCCUUACUCUGACUUCAUGCAGAAGCUUGCACAAAUAACUAUUCCCAAUCGCGGCACAGGGGCCAUGGAAAAUUGGGGACUGCUCUCAUACGGUGAACCAGCUUUGCUGUUCAAUCCGGUUGUUAACACUUAUCGCUCUCGUAAACAUGUGACAACGAUUAUUGCUCACGAGCUGGCUCACCAAUGGUUUGGGAAUAUAGUCAGUCCCAAAUGGUGGGACUACCUCUGGAUGAACGAAGGCUUUGCUACUCUCUACGAAUAUGAUGCAACGGCUUGGGUGUAUCCAGAGUUGGAGUAUGCGGAAUUGUUCAACGUUGAAGUAGUUCAACGUGCUUUAGCAGUCGAUGCCAGUGAUCAGACAAAGGCCAUGAAUCACCCGGCAGCUAGUCCAGAUGAAUUAAUGGGACUGUUCAAUGCUGUGACUUAUCAAAAAUCUGCAAGCGUGCUCAGCAUGUUCCGUCGAAUUAUUGGGGAAACUUAUUGGCAAGCUGGGAUGAAGGAUUACAUCGAAACUCACAAAUUGGACAACGUGACACCAGAUGAUCUUUAUGAAGCACUUCAGAAAGCGAUCGCAGGGAAAAACGUGAUUCCGACAUCUGUGACCAUCAAACAACUCAUGGAAAGCUGGACAAAUGUCCCUGGAUAUCCUGUACUCAAUGUGAGACGCUUGUAUAAAACAGGUGAAGUCAUCAUCUCACAGGAUCGCUUCCUAGCUGAUAAGCGAUUACCAACAGAUCACAUUUGGAACAUUCCAUACAACUACAUUGAUCAGGGUAUUGCGAAUGACGUUGAUGAGCAGAUUCAUUGGUUGACCUCGAGAGCAGAUAAGAUCUUCACCAAUACACCCGAGGACCAAUGGAUCAUUUUCAAUCGAGAGCAAAUGGGUUACUAUCGUGUAAACUACGAUGAGCGGAAUUGGAAUCUUAUCUUACAAACCCUUCUGACAAACCACAGAACGAUUCAUCGGGCAAACCGAGCGCAAUUGUUGGAUGAUGCUUUCAAUUUAGCUCGAGCUGAUCUGCUCGACAUGUCUCUUGUGUUGAAAAUGAUGCGGUACUUGAAGCAUGAGACGGAUUACGUACCUUGGGCAGCGGCAAACAAUGUUCUCAACUACUUGUACGCUAAACUUCGAGGUACUCCUUCACAUUCUGCCUUUGUUAACUUUGUAACAGAAAUCGUCUCAGAAGUUUACAAGGAUUUCAGUGUUGCCCAGGUAUCUGAGGACGAAUCUACUCUCCACAAAUAUCUUCGACAAACAAUCACUCAUUGGGCUUGUCUAGUUGGCCAUCAGGGUUGUCUUGAUGAAACCUACGAAGCUUUGAAGCGAGAAGUCAAUGAUCACAUCUUAGUGCAUCCGGAUGUGGCCUCCGUAGUAUAUUGCCAUGGAUUGCGAGAUGGAUCCUACGAAGAGCUCUCAUACCUACUGCCCAAAUUCACGACUUCCAAGAACCAAGCUCAACGUUCCUAUCUGAUACAGGCGAUUGGUUGUUCCAAAGACAAACAAAGCAUCAGUGCCGUAUUAACUGUGCUACAGCUUCCGAGUGUUGAAUAUUUAUCAACCGAGCGAGCACAAUUCAUCGAUGCCAUCGUUGCUCGAAGUCAGGAAGGAGUCGAAGCUCUUAUCGAAUACAACUUGAGCACGAAUCCUACAGGAUUGUUGAAUGUUCUUGGACAAGGAACCUUCAACAGCAUGAUUAUCAAGAUAGGUUCACGAGUCAAUAAUCCAACUGAGAGAGGCCAUCUGGAGCAACUACUUGAAGCUUUGAGUGGCGUUAUUUCGGAAGAAACUUCCAAUGAAGCUCGUUCACGUGCCAAUCAGAAUGCCGAUUGGUUCAACACACUGGAGGGUUUGGUCACCGUCGAAUAUCUUGAACAGCUUGCUAUUUGAGUGUAAGCUUAGA
This is a messenger RNA of Uranotaenia lowii, 2798 nucleotides long. Its product is annotated as aminopeptidase N-like. The transcript has 4 exons. Gene Ontology annotation, cellular component: cytoplasm. Gene Ontology annotation, biological process: proteolysis; peptide catabolic process. Gene Ontology annotation, molecular function: metalloaminopeptidase activity; peptide binding; zinc ion binding. The record is from RefSeq and is a predicted model, not a curated record. NCBI's taxonomy places the organism in Eukaryota, Metazoa, Arthropoda, Insecta, Diptera, Culicidae. Bases 8 to 2785 code for a protein of 925 amino acids.